This is a messenger RNA of Lepisosteus oculatus (spotted gar), 1738 nucleotides long. Its product is annotated as olfactomedin-4-like. Gene Ontology annotation, biological process: signal transduction. The record is from RefSeq and is a predicted model, not a curated record. Lineage: Eukaryota; Metazoa; Chordata; Actinopteri; Semionotiformes; Lepisosteidae.
CUGGACUCUGCUAAGUAUAAAAAGGAGCAUUUCUCCAUACAGAGUCUCAUUUACAGACAUGGCCAAGCCUCCGAUUCUCCUGCUCUUCCUGCUGCCUCUCACUGCAGCCAGCUUGCAGCGUGUGCAGGGGAUCCAGACAGGUGACUCCUGUUUGUGCAGGAUGGACUUCAGCGCCUGGGAUUUCCCUGUCCAGAGCUACGAGGAGGCAGAGAGCUUGGUGGAGAAAUGCCAAGCCACUUUUACGACACUGCGGGAACAGGUGAACCUCACUCAGUACAAGGUCCCCAAAAUAUCCAGCAGCGUGGGGACCCUCACCCAGCGUGUCCGUCAGUAUGAGUAUCUCAAUAAGAAAGGCCUGUACAAUGCCCUCCAUUUCCGCCAGCUAGAUUCAGAGCUGGAAGGACUGGAGACACAGAUCAAAGACUUUCACAAGAAUAAAGCAGUGGACCCCUCCAAAACACGAGAACUCACCAAUGAGUUGAACAGCGUCCGGGUGAAGGUGCAGAGCCUACAGAAUUUUGACAAGUUUAACCUGUUGGCCAUGAGGGAGCACCUCCGCACCCUGAGGAACCGCCUGGAGUCCUGCAGGACCCUGGACAGCAACCACCAAAGCCAAUGCUCCAGACGUUUGCUGUCGAAUAUCAGCUCCCCAGCGGUCACUAAGCUCAGUAUUUAUGGCAAGUCAUACCCCUAUGGGUCCUGGGGCAGAGACAAUAAGGACGACGGCAGUGCGGUCUACUGGGUCACAGCACUGACAAGUAGCAACAAGUAUGGCAAUUACCUGUAUACUUACCCUAGCCAUGAGGACUUCAUGUCAUCAAGAAACUAUCAAACAAUUACUGUGACGUCUUCCUACUCCACAACCAACGCCAUCCAAGGUCCUGGCUCUGUCUUGUACAAGGACGCCUUCUAUUACAACUGCUAUGCUUCAGGCAACAUCUGCAAAUAUGACCUGCAGACCAAGACCAUCAUUUCUGUUUCUCUGCCUGGGGCGGGCUACAGUGACAAGUUCCCCUACUGCUACUACAGCUGCUCUGUUUUCACAGAUAUAGAUUUUGCAACAGAUGAAAAAGGAUUGUGGGUAAUCUAUGCCACAGAGGAGAACUAUGGGAAUGUGGUGGUGAGCAAAGUCAACACCACCAACCUGGCUGUGAUCCAGACCUGGAGGACCAGGCUGUUCAAGAAGUCGGUGACCAACACCUUCAUGGUGUGUGGAGUGCUCUACGCCACCCGUUAUGUCAACACCUACCAAGAGGAGGUUUUCUAUGCUUUUGACACAGCAAACGGCUACGAAACCAGUGCCCUGAAACUGCCAUUUGAAAAGGUCUCCAGCACUAUCCAAUACCUAAACUACAGCCCUUUUGACCAGCGUCUCUACCUUUUCAAUGAUGGCUACACCAUGGCCUUUGACCUGUUUUUCUGAAACGCCCAUGUCAAAGGAAACCCCACAAUACCAUAUUAUCAGGUAUUCCAUGACUAAGAAAUCAAGAGCCAAGUUCCAUAAUAGCUGCAGAUAUUAAGGCAACACUUGUUUUUAUAUUAUACAGCUUUUGCUGCAGAGUAAUUGACAAUUAUUAACUUUGGAAACGGUAGUCGUAUUAUAAUUAAUGGUUCUAUUCUGCGUGGCACAGCAAAAGCAGUAUUUCAAAUGAAUAGUUGUAUUAACUUGUCUACAAUGCACAUGUAUCCAAAUGUGAUUAAAAGCAAUCAAUCAAAUAAAUUUGAUUAAUUCCUUGGA